UACAUUUUCUUUAAUUAAAAUACAUUGCAUUUAUUCAUAUCGAGCCAACCUUGGCAAGAAAUGAAAAUAAUAGAGUGAGCUUGCCACAAUUGCUUAAUCAAGGUGCAAAGAAAAUUCUCGGCGAGUUGUCUAUAAAACCAUGUCGCAAAUCGGCGUAUUCAUUAAGAAACAAGUUCUAGCAAUAAUAACAUUGACAAUGAAGGCAGUGCUUGUAGCGAGCUGUUUGCUCGUUAUUCUUGGCAUAUCUAUAGCACGAGACCUCAGAGAGGAUCGUUUUGAUGACCUACAGAUUGCAGCUUCCGACCACCAUGAGAAAGGUGGCGGUAAAGAACAUCAUAAAAGUCACCACCAAGAGCAUGGUGGAAAGGGCCAUAAAGGAUACAAGGGCCAUCACCACCACGAACAUGGGAAAAAAGGUCACCACAAUAAGGAAGGACACAAAGGACAUCAUGGUGAACAUGGGGGCCACAAAAAGCAGCAUCACCACGACGAUGGCCACUACCUAAAGCACCAUCAUGGUGAAAAAGGAGAAAAGGGGCAUGCUUUCGAAGAAAAAGGCCAUUUUCAUAAAGGUCACUCAACAAAGGGCCAUCAUGGCAUACACAAAUUAGAUGAGUUUAAGAAAAAUAAAAAGUUCCAUGAAAAAUUCGGAGAGUCAGGAUUUGAAGAGGGUUACGGCGGCCACCAUGAUGAGCACGGGCACAAAAAGGGGGGCCACUUUGCUAAGGGGCAUAAGCACGGAGGCCACCAUGAACAUCAUCAUGGAAAGAAAGGCUCCCAUGAGAAGGGAGGACACCACCAUGAACACAAGGGACAUCAUGAUGAAGGCGGCCAUGAUGAGCAUCAUAGUCAUCACCACGAUCAUGGGAAGAAAGGAGAACACGAAGACCACAAACAUUGGGGCUUUAAAAAAGGUCAUUAAUUUGUACAAGUAGUUAGUACUCUUGUUAAAACUGUGUA
Molecule: messenger RNA, 960 nt
Organism: Pieris napi
Lineage: Eukaryota; Metazoa; Arthropoda; Insecta; Lepidoptera; Pieridae
Product: histidine-rich glycoprotein-like
Exons: 1
Coding region: 140-922 (260 amino acids)
Source: RefSeq, a predicted model, not a curated record